CUGUGGAGUAGAGCGCGCGAGAGAGUUCUUGGUGGUCUUAUCUAGGAUGACAGUCUGUGGCUGGGCAGUAUGCGGCGGUGCAGCAGUUGAGUGCUCUAUUUUCUCCUCAAUUUAUUGUGCAUGUCGCUUCGUUUAGAUUUAUUGUGGGACUGCGCCUUGCCACGUUUGUCCGAACCGACUUCUGAGCGGUAGUGGCAGCUUGGGACCACCACUGAGAUUUACGAGUCGACCAACAGUACCUAGGCUCCAGUGCUCGAGAGCGGAAAUUUAUCUAACACAAACUCUGCAACCUUGCAAACAGCGCUCUGAGCGGAGGUGCAAGAGUCGGGAACACGACACAGCUCUGACGGAGACGGAGAGCUGACUGCGGACUUGCUUGGUACGUGAGGACGACGGGCCAUGGCCUCCCUGGACGACGGCACGGAUCCGGAGCAGGAUCGCGCUGACCUGGUGACAUGGCUGCAAGCCUAUGACCUGCAGGGUUUGCACUCCACUCUGGUCGACUUCGGAUAUGAUAAGCUCACGCUUUGCACGCUUUUGGACGAGACCACCCUGGAAGAGAUGGGAAUAAAGAGCCGUGCGCACCUCGAAACCCUGCUCACAGCAGUAAAUGAUUUGAAGCAGCUGGACGCUGAUGUGGACGAGUAUGACGACGGUUGGAGUUCGCAGGAAGAGAGCGACGAGAAGACUGAACCUGUCAACGACGCAGUCAAUGGUGAGGACACUGGCGCCAUGGUCUCCACGAUGCGAUUCUUGUCCGGACUCGACUCUGGGAAACUGGAGGAAUCCUACCGGGAAUCCUUUGUAGACGAUUCAGUUCCUGACGCUGAUCUCUCACUGCCUCCUCCACCGCCGCCGAUUUCCGCGCCCGCAGAUCAUCAGUAUGCAGAAAUCCCCGUACCACCACCACCUCCCCCAGUGGUCACUGCACACGCGUCCGGCGACGACCUCGAAGAGAAAACAACUUCUAGCUUUCUGGCAAGUUUAGGCUCAUCGAUGGGUAGUUUUCUGGGCGGAGAUACCUUUGAUGAUAUGGAUGGUCCUCCCAUUACCCCCAAGCCCAAACCUGCGCCGCGGUCUCCUAAAGCUUCUAACCGCGACCUCAGUGAACCGCCCCCAGUUCCGUCUACCGCACGCCCGACGCCGCCUCCCGAAAGGCCACCCGUUGAGAGGCAAAUGUCUGGUCCUAAGCCAGCUGCAGCACCCCGGAAGCCUAAACCGCCACCGCCAUCGCGGGAUGAGAGUAGUCUAGCACCCUCAGCCUCGCCCGAUAAACCCGCUGCCAGUCCUAAAUCUGCGCUAAAAGCACCAACGACUAGCACGGCUCCCUUCGACCUGUAUGCUUCCGUAAACAAACCGACUGGCGAGGCACCUGGUAAAGAUCUCCCUCCGGUGAAGUCUGCAGGCCCACCGCCGGCUGCAAAGUCCAAACCAGUGACGAAACCAAAAGGCGUGUCGAUUGUGGAGCCAGAGAAGUCGGUCAAGCGCAGUCCAAGUGAUUCGAAAUUGAAAGAUCCAAAGGACAGACGGUCAAUGGUGGAUAUCCAAGGAGGUGAUGUGGACCUGGAUGCUUUGCUUGCUGACCUGCUGGAAAUGGAGAAUGCAGGCGCUGGUAGCAGCAGCAGUGGAUCACCUGUGAAGUCCUCUACAGCUCCGGUCUCGCGGCCAGUCAUUCAGAAGCCAGCACCUGCUCCUCUCGACGAGGACGAGUUCUCUCGGCUGAUGGCAGAGAUGGACAUGAUGAGCAAUUCGUCCUCGCUGCAGCCUCAGUCAGAUCCUGCUGCUGGACGCGUCUCGUCCGACCUUUCCAGAGAGAUCACCAAGCUAAGUGGAGGAGGAAAGGUCAUCCAGCCUGUGUCUGCCGAAGACAUGUCUACAUCGGUGAUUACGGCAAGCCUCCUGGGCAGCGACAACCAGUUUGAGACGGCGCCGUCACCGAGUGUUGAGGAUGACCUGGAGGCACUAAGCCGUGAUCUAGGUGCAUCGACGUCUUCACGGCUGUCGGGAUCUUUUGUGUCCUCGAUAUUUGGCAGUGACAGUAGCACACGGAGAACAUCGGAUGAGGCAGUGAGCCCACCAAGUGAUGACAGAAGACCAUCUGGUGACGUGUUCAAACAGAGCAAAGAGCCGGUCAUGCGCCAGCCCUCCGACUUCCGGCGGCCGUCCGAAUCUCCCAGUGUCACGCCCGGCUUUGAUGUUGAGGUUCGUGAAGUGCGUAACACCGCCAUUGUCAAGCUGCCUGAGAAGCCACAGGAGCGUCUUGAGCGCGAGUUGGCUCAGCUCAACAAUGGAAACACGGAGAAUUUAUCGGAGGCUGACAAAGAUGCACGUCUGAAGGCUCUCAAGGUCCAGAUGGCCGUGGAGAAACUAAAAGAAGCUAAAGUCAAGAAGGUCGUCCUCAAGGCAUAUAACGAUGAUGGUAGCUCCAAGAUGAUCGUCAUUGACGACAAGAUGACAGCUCGGGAGGUGUGCAGUCGCCUGAUGAAGAAGAACCGCGUCCAGCCAGGCCCGAAUUAUGUUCUAAUUGAGCAACUGACUGAGCACUACAUUGAGCGACGCUUAGAGGACCAUGACCUAGUGGUGCCGGUCCUGGAUAGCUGGCCACGGGAAAGCAACAACAGCAUUGCGUUCACCAACAAACCGGACAAGUACAUGCUACUGAAGAGACCACAGCUAUUUAUGCCAUCAAGCCAUGCGUACGCACCAGGAAAGAAGACGGCAGUGAAGGAAUCUACAAAGCGUGAUAUCAUUAUGAAGGAGCUGUUUGUUGCCCAAACCCUGCCCGACAUUGAAGGCUACCUGAUGUACAAGGAAGGCCGGAAGGGCAACUGGAAGAAGCAGUACUUUAGCUUGCGCAAGUCUGGCCUCUACUACUCGCACAAAGGAAAGGCUGCGGCCAUGAAGGAUCUGCAUCGUCUUGCGGAACUGAAGGAUAUGGAUGUGUAUACCGGCCAUGCGUACCGCAGGAAGUACAAAGCAAACACUGAGUUUUGCUUUUCGUUGAAGCCUGCUGGACCGCUGGACAUAACGGAGAGGAAGAUGAGGCACUUCUGUGCAGAGACGCGACAGGAGCAGAAUUCCUGGAUUCAAGGAAUUCGAUUGGCGAAGCUGGGCAAUUCUCUCCUUGAGGAUUACGAACUGACGUACAAGCAGAUGCCAUGGUUAUCACGUGAGACGGAGGAAGAAAUUGAUGGCAUCAUUCGCCUCCAGGAGGAAUCCACCGAGGACGACAAGCGAGACAGGACGGGCACCCUUGGCCGCUUACGGCGUGGCACGCAAAAGAAGCAAGGCGAACAUGCUGCCCAGGACCUUGCCGCUCGGUCGGAGAUGGCAACCUCGUCUGGCUCUCCUAUUGCAUCACGCCCUGUCUCGACAGUAUCCGUGGAUGAUCCUGACGGCCCGGAACGAACCACGUGGCAGAAGCAGUUUGGGCAAGCCUGGAAAUCAGCUGCUGAAGAUGACAAUGGAGGUAUGAGAAUCAGCCUGGAUGAUCUACCACCCACACCGAAGACCACAGCGACACCGUACACAUCGGAGUUCGCACCAGGCGACGAAGAUGGAAUGUACAAUCUUCGGCUAUACUAAGAAGUACUGAGAAGUAGGCACGACAAACUGCUUCCGCCAACAACGUACAAGUUGUCGUUGGGCAAUUCAGUUGCCAUGAGGAUUACAUAAAUAGUUUACGACUUUUCAAAAAAAAAUCACCAAAUCAUAGCAUCCCGUCACACUUCAAUAUCAUCUAUGUGUAUGUGAGUGGUGGAUCAAGCAGGUGUAUACUGUAUCAUAUAAUGGACAACAGCUACAACAACGUGAACAAUUAUUAUAUAUUACCACUGUUCUUUUUCUUGAUGUACAUAUCUUCUAGCUACGCUGUCUCUUCUUGUGUAUACUGGCGUGAUCCAGUUGUCGUGGCUUAGAAUUGCUGGAUAAAAUGAACAAUUGUUACUGUUAUACCACCGCCGCCGCUCUGGCUGAUCCUUUGCACCAUCUGCUGUCUAACGUUAUCAGCUGUCAUGUGCAUUGCGCCCUUGUCCUGCCUGAGCCUCUUCACAGCAACGUUCAUUUGCUACCUCCAUAUUGUACUCAGAUACGUCCUUCUUGAGCUUUUCUCGUACGUGCCCGUUACUGCUGCUCUCUGUUGCUGUUGUUUUUGCACACUUUACACUCUCACUUGGUCCGCCAGUCCUCCAGAGCUAUCUGUACCCAGGACACCACAAGAACAAAACGAGAGUAUUGUUUGUCUUCUUCCCUGA
Molecule: messenger RNA, 4253 nt
Organism: Sycon ciliatum
Lineage: Eukaryota; Metazoa; Porifera; Calcarea; Leucosolenida; Sycettidae
Product: ras-associated and pleckstrin homology domains-containing protein 1-like
Exons: 20
Coding region: 400-3585 (1061 amino acids)
Biological process (GO): signal transduction
Molecular function (GO): protein binding
Source: RefSeq, a predicted model, not a curated record